Messenger RNA from Homalodisca vitripennis (glassy-winged sharpshooter), 3571 nucleotides. RefSeq names its product putative GPI-anchored protein pfl2. The transcript has 2 exons. Lineage: Eukaryota; Metazoa; Arthropoda; Insecta; Hemiptera; Cicadellidae. Bases 1 to 2787 code for a protein of 928 amino acids. The record is from RefSeq and is a predicted model, not a curated record.
AUGACCUCACAAUCACCAACAGGAUCAUCAUUCACUUCUGAGGUACCAACUGGCUCACCAUUUACGUCUGAACCACCUACUGGAUCAUUCCACUCUACUGCGUGGCAUUCUUCGGAGCUACCUAUUCAUUCGUCAAUAUCUUCAGUAGAGCCAACUGGUUCAUUUAGUUCUCAACCUCCUACAGGAUCAUCGUACACUUCUGAGUCACCUCACUCUACUCAAGUGCCUACAGGGUCAGUGCAUUCAUCAGUGGUUCCAUCAGCUUCUCCUAUGACCUCACAAUCACCAACAGGAUCAUCAUUCACUUCUGAGGUACCAACUGGCUCACCAUUUACGUCUGAACCACCUACUGGAUCAUUCCACUCUACUGCGUGGCAUUCUUCGGAGCUACCAAUUCAUUCGUCAAUAUCUUCAGUAGAGCCAACUGGUUCAUCUAGUUCUCAACCUCCUACAGGAUCAUCGUACACUACAGAGUCACCUCACUCUACUCAAGAGCCUACGGGGUCAGUGCAUUCAUCAGUGGUUCCAUCAGCUUCUCCGAUGACCUCACAAUCACCAACAGGAUCAUCAUUCACUUCUGAGGUACCAACUGGCUCACCAUUUACGUCUGAACCACCUACUGGAUCAUUCCACUCUACUGCGUGGCAUUCUUCGGAGCUACCAAUUCAUUCGUCAAUAUCUUCAGUAGAGCCAACUGGUUCAUUUAGUUCUCAACGACCUACAGGAUCAUCGUACACUUCUGAGUCACCUCACUCUACUCAAGCGCCUACAGGGUCAGUGCAUUCAUCGGUGGUUCCGUCAGCUUCUCCGAUGACCUCACAAUCACCAACAGGAUCAUCAUUCACUUCUGAGGUACCAACUGGCUCACCAUUUACGUCUGAACCACCUACUGGAUCAUUGCACUCUACUGCGUGGCAUUCUUCUGAGCAACCAAUCCAUUCCUCAAUAUCGUCAGUACAGCCAACUGGUUCAUUUAGUUCUCAACGACCUACAGGAUCACCGUACACUUCUAAGUCACCUCACUCUACUCAAGCGCCUACAGGGUCAGUGCAUUCAUCGGUGGUUCCGUCAGCUUCUCCGAUGACCUCACAAUCACCAACAGGAUCAUCAUUCACUUCGGAGGUACCAACUGGCUCACCAUUUACGUCUGAACCACCUACUGGAUCGUUGCACUCUACUACGUGGCAUUCUUCUGAGCCACCAAUCCAUUCCUCAAUAUCUUCAGUGCAGCCUACUGGUUCAUCUAGUUCUCAACCUCCUACAGGAUCAUCGUAUACUUCUGAGUCACCUCACUCUACUCAAGCGCCUACAGGGUCAGUGCAUUCAUCGGUGGUACCGUCAGUUUCUCCUAUGACCUCACAAUCACCAACAGGAUCAUCAUUCACUUCGGAGGUACCAACUGGCUCACCAUUUACGUCUGAACCACCUACUGGAUCGUUGCACUCUACUGCGUGGCAUUCUUCUGAGCCACCAAUCCAUUCCUCAAUAUCUUCAGUACAGCCAACUGGUUCAUUUAGUUCUCAACCUCCUACAGGAUCAUCGUACACUUCUGAGUCACCUCACUCUACUCAAGCACCUACAGGUUCAGUGCAUUCAUCAGUGGUUCCAUCAGCUUCUCCUAUGACCUCACAAUCACCAACAUUAUCAUCAUUCACUACUGAGCCACCAAUUCAUUCUUCAAUAUCGUCAGUACAGCCAACUGGUUCAUCUAGUUCUCAACCUCCUACAGGAUCAUCGUACACUUCUGAGUCACCUCCCUCUACUAAAGCGCCUACAGGUUCAGUGCAUUCAUCAGUGGUUCCAUCAACUUCUCCUAUGACCUCACAAUCACCAACAGGAUCAUCAUUCACUUCGGAGCCACCAAUUCAUUCCUCAAUAUCUUCAGUACAGCCAACAGGUUCAAUUAGUUCUCAACCUCCUACAGGAUCAUCGUACACUUCUGAGUCACCUCACUCUACCCAAGCGCCUACAGGUACAGUGCAUUCAUCAGUGGCAUCAUCAGCUUCUCCUAUGACCUCACAAUCACCAACAGGAUCAUCAUUCACUUCGGAGGUACCAACUGGCUCACCAUUUACGUCUGAACCUCCCACUGGUUCAUUAUUUACUUCUGAACAGCCCACUGGUUCAUCUUCCUCAGUAUUUACUGUAACAACCUCCAAUUCAAGCUUGUCUACUGUUUCCACAACUCAAUCCCCUACAAAGUCAUCCACAGAAACUCCUCUUUUUUCAAGUUCCACUGUAACAUCAAUCACUAACUCUACUAUGGGUCCCACAACUACUUCUCAUUUAACAUCCUCUUCUAAAAAUACAACAAUCCCUACAAUAGUUUCUACCCAACACAUGACUUCUAGUACAACAUUUAAUGGUACUACAACUCCAGGAACUCCUCUGUUUUCAAGUUCUACUGUAACACUUGUUACUAAUUAUACAAAUAUUCCUACAACUAUAUCUAAUUUAACAACCUCUUCCAAAAAUACAACAGUUACAACAACUGUGCCUACUCAUAAUGUAACUUCUACUACAAUAUUUAAUAGUUCUACAAUCCCAGUCACAGGUUCUCCUUUUUCAUCAACUCCUCCUUUUACACAAUCUCCAACUAAACAUUUAUCCUCAACCACCCCUAUGCCAUAUACAAAAGUUACUUUUCCAACAUCUACAACUACCAAUCCUUCUCAACCACCCUUUGGAGAAACUAUUUGGCUCUAUCCUACAACAGAUAUUAUUGCAAUAAUAUCUGUUGUGAGCAUUGUUAUUUUUGUAAUUGUUGUAUCUAUAAGAGCACUGUGACAAAUACAAUAACAGUAACAUUUUUAAGAUCUUGUAAUAAUUAAGUAUUUUACCAUUUAAACAAUGUUUUCUUGUGUUUUGUCUAUGAUAGAAUUGAAUAUCUUUGAACUUAUGUAUUAAAACUAUAAUAAGUAUCAUAACAUCGAAACUAAAAAUUGUGUCAACUCUUAUUUAUAAACAACAGCUUUUGUAAUAGGUUGUCAAUGUUUGCUACAAUAUCUUGAUGAUAGACAAUCAUCAAUAUACAUCAUCUUGGCCAAUAUCUAUAAUAUAUAAAUGAAUAUCAAAAGGAUUUGCUGCUUGUAACAUUAUUUCUUUUUCAUUAUAUAUUAUCAAAUAGGGCAAUAAAGCAGGAUUUAUAAUACUUUUGAAUAUUUGUACAAUUUGACAAGCCAUUUAAAAAUUAUUAAAAAUAUGUUCAGUAUCCUUGUACAAUAGUAUCCAAGCAGGAAGUCCUUAGCUUAGGAUUUCAAGAAAUAUUCUUAAGUUUGGUCCUUUUUGAAUAUUUAUUUGCAUACAAGGUUAUAUCAAGAUUUAAAUAAUGGCAACUCAUUUGUGUAUAUAACCUUUCUUGUUAUAACUUAAGAAUAGUAUAUUAAUGAUUAGCCAGAAAAAUUAAAGAUGAACGGAGUUGGAGAUAAAAAACACACUACUUUAACACUACUGUUAAUUUUAAUGCUUCGAUAGUAAAAGUAAUAUUACAUUUCUAUGUGUUAACAUGUUUUGUUCAUAGUUAUUCACUUUUAGUAAUUUAUUUAUUUUGUCUAUUAAAUGUUAAAGUAUA